CGUGCGCAGGGCUCGCAGCACCGUGGUGGACGGUAGGAGGACAGGCCGCGCCGCCGCCAGGCUCGUCCCCGGACCGCAGGGCGCACCGGAGAACCAGGACGCCGCUCCGCUGGGCUGGACGGUGUGCUCCCCCCUCUAUCACCUCAUCCAUCAUAUAUCAAACCGAGAGGAAGAAAGAGAAGAAGAAGGAGGAAGAAGAAGAAGAAGAAGAGACGAGCGGGUGCAGCACUACUUGUCAUCGAGAAGUCCGAUAACAUAAAGUGAUCAAAGACAUCACAACAACACACAGCAUGGAGGACGAGCUGAUGUUCAGCAUGGAGGAGGAGGGCAGCGCCCAGAGACCCCCGGUCCAUCGAACCAGCACCCCUGGCCAGAGGACCUCGUCCCUCAGCGAUGGCAAUGCCAGUGAUGACGAAUACGACGACUACCCCAUCUGCCCGAUUCUGGACGACCCCACCAAAGAGAUCUGUGACUACCUGAAGAACCUGGUGUGCAACAGGCAGCUGUCAAACUCCCUGCCCAAAAGCAACUUUGUGUACAAGAGCGAAACAGAACCCGAAAAAGAAACGGUGGCAGAACCUCGGUCGUUCAAGGGUUUGUCUGAGAGCGCACGGGCAACGUGGAAACAUGCCAUAGAAAAGGCCAAGGCCAUGCCUGACCCCUGGGCUGAGUUCCACCUGGAGGACAGGGAGAACGAACCCUGCGUACGCUACAGGUAUAAUGCCAUCACAGGGGAGUGGGCUGAAGAUGAGGUCCACAUCAAGAUGGCUACACAGCCCUUUGGGAAAGGGGCCAUGAGAGAGUGCUACAGAGCGAAGAAGUUGUCUAAUUUCUCCCACAGCAGCAACUGGAAGUCUGCGUCAAACUAUGUAGCGAAGCGUUACAUGGAGACGGUGAGCCGGGACGUUUACUUCGAGGACGUCCGGCUGCAGAUGGAGGCCAAGCUCUGGGGAGAGGAAUUCAACCGGCAUAAGCCUCCCAAACAGGUGGACAUCAUGCAGAUGUGUGUGGUGGAGAUGACAAACAGGCCAGGCAAACCUCUUUUCCACCUGGAGCACUACAUCGAGGGCAAGUACAUCAAAUACAACUCCAACUCCGGCUUUGUGAGGGACGACAACAUCAGACUCACCCCCCAGGCCUUCAGCCACUUCACAUUUGAGCGCUCGGGCCACCAGCUGAUCGUGGUGGACAUCCAGGGAGUCGGAGACCUCUACACCGACCCCCAAAUCCACACCGAGAAGGGCACUGACUUUGGAGAUGGCAACCUGGGUGUGCGAGGCAUGGCGCUGUUCUUCCACUCCCACAUUUGCAACAAGAUCUGUAAGAGUAUGGGCCUGACGCCCUUUGACCUCUCCCCUUCAGAGAAGUCCCAGAUGGACUGCACCAACACACUGCUGAAGUCAGCCCAGACGGUGCUGCGGGGCUGUGAGGAGGUCUGUGGCUCUCCUCGUGUCCGCACUAUGUCGGGGAGCCGGGCCCCUCCGCUGCUGUCCCGCCUGUCAGAGACUUCGUCUGCAGACGAGAGCAUGAGCGACAUGGACUCAGUGCCCUGCUCCCCCCACGUCAUGCCCUGCUCCCCCCUUGCCAUACCUGGAUCCAUGGCCAAAUCCCCUGUCGGCUUGUCUUUCACCGGAGUGGACGAACAAGAACGAUUGAACAGUAACUUCACAAACGAACAGAAGGAGCCUGACAGCGGCGGUGACAGUGGCUACCCCAGCGAGAGGAGAAGCGAAGGAGAUCCAAAUGACCAUGUAGACGGGGCCCAUCCUCGCUACCACAGACACUAUUCUGAGUCGGAUGAGGACAGUGUCAGACGGCUGACAGAGGAGAAGUGGAGCUUCUACCAUUCAUCUCGCGCUCAUGUCCACCGGCCCUCCUGUGUGGCCAUCGAGGUGGAGAGGCUCAACUCUCUGCUGCAAGAGAAGAAGAUCGGCCAGUCAAUCCUCGGAAAGGUCCACCUGGCGAUGGUCCGGUACCAUGAAGCGGGUCGUUUCUGCGAGAAAGAUGAACAGUGGGAUGAAGACUCGGCCAUGUACCACCUGGAGCGAGCUGCCCUGUGCGGAGAGCUGGAGGCCAUCGUGGCCCUGGGACAGUGCUGUCUCCAGCUGCCGCAUCAGAUACUGCCAGACAUACAGCUGGAGGAUAACUCAGGAAACAGGAUGAAGGGGUUCAAGUAUCUGCUGCAGGGAGCCGAGGCUGGUGACAGGCCUUGUAUGAUCCUGGUGGCCAGAGCUUUUGAAACCGGAGCCAAUCUGCCACCUGGAAGAAAGAUGGACUGGAACGAAGCUAUUCACUGGUACGACUGUGCCUUGAACAUGACGGACUAUGACGAAGGGGGAGAAUUUGACGGGACGCAGGAUGAGCCUCGCUACCUGCUGCUGGCCAGAGAGGCAGAAAUGUACCAAGAGGGAGGCCACAACCUCACCGCAGACCCACAGAGAGCAGGUGAUUUGUUUACCGAGGCAGCUGAAGCAGCGAUGGAGGCCAUGAAGGGCCGGCUGGCCAACCAGUACUACAUGAAGGCCGAGGAAGCCUGGGCGCUAAUGGAGGAGGAUUAGUGUGAGCUAACAGAGGAACUUUUACCUGGAAUUUUGAUUUCGGAAAGGCCGUGGGAGGCAUUACGUUUCUGUGUGAGAUACCAAACACAGACGGGCAGCCAGGCUGACUUUACAUAGUCUGGAUCAAUCCUGAAUGGUUACAGUUUACAUUAUUUUUUAUUACAGCAGGUUUUCCUAAUGGUGCUUUGUGUGUGUGUGUAUGUGUGCGUGCAUGUGUGUAUGUUUGUAUAGGUCUGUCUUCCUGAAUCAGACUUACAUCUUGUUCUUUUCCUCUAGUCUUUUUUUGGUGUUUUUUUUUUUUUUUUUUUAUUCCAAUUGCUGUUUACCCCCUGGCUAAAUGAAAUGAAUUGUUUGUAUGAAAAGAAGAAGAAGUGUACUGGUUCCAAAGGUGUUUUUCAACAAGCAAACAUCCCAAGAAUCAAAACAAAGAAGUACUUACGUUCUUUUGUGUCAUUUAAAUGCACACUGCAUUGGAGAAAAAAGUGAAUAAAAAAGGGGAUGCUUGGAAUUUUUAAAAUAAAGUUUUAUUGCAUUUCACUGAUA
Myripristis murdjan (pinecone soldierfish) is the source of this 3101-nucleotide messenger RNA. It is a transcript of the gene eef2k, whose product is annotated as eukaryotic elongation factor 2 kinase. Bases 291 to 2558 code for a protein of 755 amino acids. The record is from RefSeq and is a predicted model, not a curated record. The transcript has 19 exons. Gene Ontology annotation, biological process: protein phosphorylation; response to differentiation-inducing factor 1; myosin II filament disassembly. Gene Ontology annotation, molecular function: calmodulin binding; ATP binding; elongation factor-2 kinase activity. NCBI's taxonomy places the organism in Eukaryota, Metazoa, Chordata, Actinopteri, Holocentriformes, Holocentridae.